AUGCCCCCCCUGCACUACGGGGUCCCCGGCACCUUUGGCACCUGGGUCCGGAAAAGGACCCGUCUUUCCAUGCUGCCGGGAGACGGCACCCUGAGCUUCACCAGCCACGAGGAGGAGGAGGACGAGGAAGAGGAGGAGGAGGACGGUGCUGGAGUGGAGCUGGGGGAGCCGCCGCAGCCGACAGGCGCGGCAGCGGGUGCAGAGGAUGGAGAGCGCCCCGGCGGCAGCCUGCUGACCCGGCAGCUGCAGGAGCUGUGGAGGAAGUCGCGGGGCAGCCUGGCACCGCAGCGGCUGCUCUUCGAGGUCACCAGCGCCAGUGUGGUCAGCGAGCGCUCCUCCAAGUACGUGCUCUACACCAUCUACCUGAUCCGCUCCGGCCGGUUCGACAAGGCCCCUGCCGCCAUCGCCCGGCGCUACUCGGACUUCGAGCGGCUGAACCGCCGCCUGCGCUGCCGCUUCGGCUGCGACAUGGCUGGCAUCGCCUUCCCCAGGAAGAGGCUGCGCCGGAACUUCACCGCCGAGACCAUUGCCAAGCGGAGCCGAGCCUUCGAGCAGUUCCUGUCCCACCUGCACUCCAUCGCCGAGAUACGCCGCUCCCCCGAGUUCCUCGAGUUCUUCUUCCUGCAGGACCUGCGGGCUGCACAGCGCCUGACCUGCACCGGCAUGUACCGCGAGGCCCUGGCCACCUGGGCCAACGCCUACCGGCUGCAGGACCGGCUGGGGGUCUGUGGCUCCGGCCGCUUCCUCCUGACGCUGGCCGGGCUGGCUGUCUGCCACCAGGAGCUGGAUGAGCUCGGCGAGGCCCACAGCUGCUGCGAGCAGGCGCUGCAGCUGCUGGAGGCCCAAGGCAGCCACCCGCUGCUGGGGCCCUUCCUGCAGGCCCACGUCCACCUGGCCUGGAAGGUGGGCAAGGACAAGCGGCGCUCGGAGGCCCGGCUGCAGGACCUGCGGGAGGCCGGGCCGCCCCUGCAGCAGCAGCCCACCCUGAAGGAGUGCCUGAUCAAGGAGCCUCUGGAGUGAGCGUCCCACCGCCGGCGGCAGCGCUGGCAGGAAGGCAGAGGGCCACGUGGGGCUCGUGCCCGGGGUGGCCGGGAGCAGCGAGGGCGAUGCCACGGGCGGGGAUGGGGCAGGGAGGCAGCGCUGCGCUCCCGCGGGCAGCACGGCCCACGCCCGGGAGCUGCCUCAAAAAUGCACUUUCUCUGUGGUUAGUCCGUCCCACGGGGCCGGGUGCUCACGUGUGCUCAUGGGCGCUCGCCACCCACACCGGCACUGCCGGGAGCCGGCUCUCCCUCUGCGGGGGGACUUCUAGAGUGGACGGGACUUUAGCUGGGACAUACUGGCACUGCGUAAGGGAACAGGAAGGCUUCUGGCAGGGUCUGGGGCUCUUGCCAGGAG
Aptenodytes forsteri (emperor penguin) is the source of this 1395-nucleotide messenger RNA. RefSeq names its product sorting nexin family member 21 (gene SNX21). NCBI's taxonomy places the organism in Eukaryota, Metazoa, Chordata, Aves, Sphenisciformes, Spheniscidae. The record is from RefSeq and is a predicted model, not a curated record. Gene Ontology annotation, cellular component: early endosome membrane. Gene Ontology annotation, biological process: protein transport. The transcript is spliced from 4 exons. Gene Ontology annotation, molecular function: protein binding; phosphatidylinositol phosphate binding. Bases 1 to 1020 code for a protein of 339 amino acids.